AUGGAUCAAGACCGCGGAUGGAACGAUCCGUUCCAACCGCCGCCCGGGUUGUUUUUCUCGAACGGUGGUAACUACGAGGAGGACGACAUCGGUAUGGCGGACAUGAACGAUAUCAGCGAUAUUGGCGACAUCACCGAUAUAUAUCAAAUGAACGAGGAAAAGCUGCUCAACAUAAUGGGUGAAGAUUUUCUCACCAACUUUGGCUGGGAGGAAACGCUCGGUACGGAUCCAGCCGCUGCGGCCAAUUCGGUCUCGUCGCCGAAAGAAAAGAGCGUCACGAUCAAGGAGGAAUGUCUCGCAUUGGAAGCAUCACCCGGUCCAUCCGGUGCGGCGACAAAAGAGCCGAUACUGCUGGCACCAAAACCAGCCACCCCGAGCAGCGUUCCGUUGGUAUCGCCCAAGGAGGAGGAACAAAAGACGAUGGUGAUGUGUGCCCCGGCGAUGCUUCAAUCGAUGCAUCCCGCCGGACCAGCAGUCCCGGCCACCUUGCCCCAACCACAUCAAGUUCCCCAAAUACAUCUGCAAACGACAAACCAUCUCGUAACGGGAGGUCGUUCGGUAAUACUGGCCCCAAACCGAAACACCAUUACCUCGUCGGCAGCACCAUCCACCGCUACACCCACCACCCAAACCACCUUCCUGCUGCAGAACGCUCGCUCGCCGGCCGUACAACAAACGUACACGAAAAAGAUUGCACCGGCACCGGGAGUGGGUGUGUCCGUAGCAGGGACCACCGUUACCCAACCACAACCGGCCACGGCCAACCUAAUGUCUGGCCUCACGAACGUACGUGUCCAGAACCUUAUGCCGCAACUGAUCACGCUACAAACGGUGGACAAACAGUCCGUCUUUCUACCGGCCAACACACCACUGAUCUACACGAACGGGAAUGUUCACUCAAUUGCAGCGACCGCACCGGCCACCAGCAUGGUAACGGUAAAACCCAACCCAAACCUGCACACACUGGUAAACACACCGAACGGGCCGAUCCUGGCAGCGGGCAUUCCCGUCGUGCUGGACGCACCGGCACCCCCGCCGCCCCACCAGCAACAGCAACAGAUCGCACCGGACGUACAGCCGAAGGUGCAGCUUAGCCGGCUGCCACCGUCCGGCGGUGUGCCGAAGGUGAAGGAAGUGAAACGGUCCGCGCACAACGCUAUCGAACGCCGGUACCGCACCUCCAUCAAUAGUUGCAUCGUCGAGCUGAAAAACAUCGUCGUCGGGGUGGACGCGAAGUUGAACAAAUCGGCCAUCCUGCGCAAAGCGAUCGAUCACAUCCGCCAUCUGCAGAAGCAGAACAAUCAGCUGAAGCAGGAAAACAUGGCGUACAAGAUGCGGCUGGCAGAUCAGAAACAUUCGCUGAAGGAUUUGUUGGUCGGGCAGCAGCAUCUGGCGGAUGAGAUGAUGGCCGGUCCGAUUACACCGCCACGCAGCGACGAAUCGAACCCAUCUUCAUCGCCGGCCCACUCGGACAGUUCCAUGCCCGGAUCGCCGUUUACCGGGUCUGGAUCGCUUUCGAGUGCCGGUGGCGAUGAUCUGCUGGAUGAUGAGAUGCUAUCGUCCGGAUUGGGCGGCAUGUCAUCGAACGCACGGCUGACGAUCUGUAUGUUUAUGUUGGCCGUGUUGGUGGUGAAUCCGUUCGGUAGUUUGCUGUCGCUUGCGACCAGCGAGCAGCCGGAAGAGUAUGGCACCACACGCCGCAUCCUAGCGUUGGAAGAAUCACUCUCCUGGUCCCGGCUAUCGUCGAGCUUGCUGCUUGCGUUGGUGAACUUUAUGUUUCUAGCGUUCUGUCUUGUGCGGAUGCUGGUGUACGGUGAUCCGGUACUGUUGCCACGGUCCCGUGCCUCAACCGACUACUGGAAGCACAAGCGCCAGUCGGAUGUGGAGUUUCGGCGUGGAAAUGCGGACGCAUCGUACCGUGAGGCGAAGCUGUGUCUGCAAUCGUUUGGCCUUUCGCUCCCAUCGACCCGAUUCGAGCGUGUGUCCACCACCGCCUGGCAGUUUGUGCGUAUGUUUUUCCAUCGGCUUUACAUUGGCCGUUGGUUAUCGCGCCGAACUGGCGGACUGUUCAAGCCGGAAGGCGAGCGGAUGCAUGCGCUACACUCGGCACGGGAGCUGGCGUUGCUGUACCAUCGGCUCAAUCAGCUGCAUCUCGUCACGAACCGGACGGAUGCGAACGGGCUUAUGAUGAGCUUGUGUGCGGUAAAUAUGGCCGAAACGGCGGCCUCCGUCAUUUCCGUGGACGAUACGAUUGAGAUCUAUCUGCUGGCGGCACUGCGCGUUAAGCGAAGCUAUCCGCGACUCCUACAGUACUACUGCCGAUACUACCUGGCGCAAGCAAAACAGCUGGCAAGUGAUCACACCAGCCGACGAUUCCGGUGGCUCUUCACACCGUACGGAUUCCGCUUCCUGACCACCAACCGGUUCCGGUAUGGCGAGCGCAACGACGCCUCUACCGCACUCUUCACAACCCUCUGCAACAGUGCCGAUCCGAUCGAGUACGUGAUGCGUGAGUAUCGGUUGAAUCUACUCCAGCAAGCGCUCCAACUGUUGGUUGGAUCCGGACACGAACGAACCGUCCGUGACGGCACAUCAAACGGCACCCCGGGCAAAGGAAACCCCGGUACGGCCGGUAACCUACUCAGCGGUAAGGAAGCGAAGGAAGACCAUCAUCAUCAUGGUAGCAAAUCGAGUGAGGUUGCGGAUCUCUCCACAACCGGAAGUGGCGUCAGUGGCGAUAUCCUGUACUUCACCGAACUGCUGCAGGAUACGUUCGGGCUGGAAAAACCGGUCCCGUUCGAUGGAUCGUGCAGUGUGCAUGGGACGGACUGUUGCUACGACGAGCUAGCGCACUGGUGGUGCAACUUGUUGCGUGUGGCCGGAUUUUGGCUGUUGGGCGAGGAUGAGCUGGCGGAAGGGAUGUACGUGCAGGUGGAAACGGUACCGAUGGCAUUGCAUCAGCUGGAGGAUCCACUUUCCCGUGCGUUGCUGCUAGCGUUCCAUGCUAAGCGAGGUUUGAUCAACAAGGCGGAAUCGAGCUUUGAGAUGAUCUUUGCCAACUGUAAUGCUAGCAGCCGCUUCCUGGAGGACAGUCUAACCGGUAACAUCUGCAAAACACCGAGCCGGUUGAAGCUGUUAGCACAACUGCUCGCGUGCGACUGGUUGCUGGAAGCGCGGACAGCGCUCUGGGAGAUUGAGAAGGAUAUGCGCUACAACCAGCAUGCGCACCAGACGGUACCGGGCAAAAUAUUGGCCGCCUUCCAGACCGAUCUCAAUCUGCUCCGGCUGGUGACGAGUAAAUUCCCGAAUGCUCAGUCGCGCGUGUUCCUGUACGAAGCCGUCUGCCGUUUGAUGGCCGGUGCCGCACCCGGACCAACCCAGCAGCUGCUCGAUCGUAGUCUCCGCCAACGGUACUCCCGCUCGUCACUGAUCUGCGGCAAGGAUCGUUCCGCCCAGCUGGAAGGUGGCCGGGAGCGUGCCGCCGCACUGUACGUCGCCUGCAAACAUCUGCCGGCACCGUGUCUGUCGUCGCCGGGCGAACGCGCUGGUAUGCUGGAGGAAGCGGCCAAAACGCUCGAAAAGAUUGGCGAUAAAAAGCGGCUACAGCAGUGCUAUCAGCUGAUGAAAUCGCUCGGCAGCGGUAGUGUGACAAACUGA
Molecule: messenger RNA, 3657 nt
Organism: Anopheles maculipalpis
Lineage: Eukaryota; Metazoa; Arthropoda; Insecta; Diptera; Culicidae
Gene: SREBP
Product: sterol regulatory element-binding protein 1
Exons: 5
Coding region: 1-3657 (1218 amino acids)
Biological process (GO): regulation of transcription by RNA polymerase II
Cellular component (GO): nucleus
Molecular function (GO): RNA polymerase II cis-regulatory region sequence-specific DNA binding; DNA-binding transcription factor activity, RNA polymerase II-specific; protein dimerization activity
Source: RefSeq, a predicted model, not a curated record